Messenger RNA from Cydia fagiglandana, 936 nucleotides. RefSeq lists its product as uncharacterized. Lineage: Eukaryota; Metazoa; Arthropoda; Insecta; Lepidoptera; Tortricidae. The record is from RefSeq and is a predicted model, not a curated record. Bases 1 to 936 code for a protein of 311 amino acids. The transcript is spliced from 7 exons.
AUGUUCAACGUGUCCUGGCUUCCUCCCUUAGCUAGGAACCUGGUCGCAGUUCCACUGCCGCUCAAGGAGUCAGACCAUGAGCUCAUGUUCAACGUGUCCUGGCUUCCUCCCUUAGGGCCACCGGCUAUUGACUAUUCCCUGGAGGUACACAGUGAGACUGACACUGAAGACUGCAGGAUGACCAUGUGUUAUGAAUACAACAUUCCUGGGGACGCUACGUGGUGGACGAUCCCUGCGCACGCGAGCCCCGUCCCUGAAACUUGCGCAGUGCGACCCGGCUGCGCGUACAAAAUAAGACUGCUCGCGCAUCCGUGGGAUGGCCGCACUGAGGCGACCCUGCGCACAGAGUUACAUGAAUGCGUGUCAGGUGUAUGCUCGUGCGCACAUGCUCCGCGUCUCCCCGCGCCGAUUGUGCGCGCCGAAACCGUCUUGGUUAAGGGAGACAUGUUUGUUAACAUCAGCUGGACGCUACCACCCCCGGCCUACCCACAGCGGCUACCGAAGGGGCUGCAGAAACAGUUCUAUUUUGUCAGUAUCGGUGAGCAAAUGGUUUCCGACGCGCACCCAUCGCCCUGGUUCGCGCACAAAAUCACCAGACACGUCGCAGCCACAGGUCCCAUCGCCGCCGGCGACGACCCUCGCUACUACCUGCUGCCGACGGCCGAGAGAAGAGAAGAGAAGAGGUUGAAGAACGUAAAGCUGCUGGCUAGAGUUAGCGUGGUGGAUGAGAGGACGUGCAUUGGACCGGCGGGGAAUGCUACGGCUUUUGAAUCACCAAGCAAGUCGCAGCCUGGCGAUGAACCUCGCUACUACCUGCUACCGACGGCCGAGAGAAGAGAAGAGAAGAGGUUGAAAAACUUGAAGCUGCUGGCCAAAGUCAGCGUGGUGGAUGAGGAAGUGCAUUGGACCGGCGGGGAAUGCUACGGCUUUUGGUAA